Molecule: messenger RNA, 4749 nt
Organism: Neospora caninum
Lineage: Eukaryota; Apicomplexa; Conoidasida; Eucoccidiorida; Sarcocystidae
Exons: 5
Coding region: 1-4749 (1582 amino acids)
Source: RefSeq, a predicted model, not a curated record
AUGGGAAAAGCGACUUUGUCUGAAAACUCGUGCACUGCCCAACUGGACCACGAAUCGGGCAUCCUAAACCCCUUCCAGGAGACCGGUUGCCUCGAAAUCCUCUCCGGAGAGAGGGGAGACAGCCACCCGUUCGCUUCGCCCUCCCUUUCCUCUUCUCCGGUUCCGACAGAGAACGAAGCGAAACCCGAGGAUGUGCGUGUCCUGCAUGCGCAGCCUUUUUUCCUUCCACAACCACCAGAGUGCGGCACCGCUGGCGGCCAGGCGUCGCGCAUCUCUGCGUCGUACCUCGGCUCCGUCUACGCAGGAACCGUAGAAAAUAAGUAUCGGGGCGAUCUCCCUGGGCGGAAGGGAAUUCUCCGCUGCGAGUUUCUGGCCGCAGCUGAGCUGCUGGCAGAGAAGACAGAACCCCUGAUGUUUCCGCCUCCUCCAGAGGUUCUUUCGAAACCAGAAAUGAAGGAGAAGCAAGGAUCAGGUGGAGCCGGAAACCCACCCUCGCACGCCGCGAAGGCUUCGCCACAGGACAGGCCGACAGCGCGAGGGGCGAGAAGAAGUCUGGAAGCACAGACUGAUCAACCGGAGGGUGACGCAGCGGAGUGCGAAGCAGACUGCGAAAGCGGAAUCGGCCCGGAAGUGCGAGGGGCGGUCGUCGAGCAGGACACGUGUGUGUUACCGCGAGGAUGUGUUGCUACGGAGACAGGCGCAGGGCUGAAAAACCGAUGCGAGACUGACCUCGAAGUGGAGAGAGAGAAGGCGAGCGUUGCGUGCGUCGACGCGCCUGCCGACAAAAACCGGGUUCUUCAGAAUCGGAAGGAAGCGCCUCGUGAACAGAACGAGGACCGGACGACUGUGACAGGUCUGGAGACGACUCUGAAGAGAGUCAAGAAGACACCGGGGAGCGGGGGAGACGAAAUGUACGAUCAGACGGUGCACAGCGUCUCUUUCGCGACACUUCCAAAUCACACGGAAACCGGUGCACGCGCGAGCGACGGCUUCCCAGACUGCGCGCAGCAGCCAUGUUGCGAGUUGGAUCGAGACGGGGAUUCGGCAACGUGUUCGUCCCACCUGUUGUCCUUCGUCUUGGAAGAAACGCGGAGCGAAGACGGAACCGCCGGGAGUGCAGACGCACCGCGAGAGGCAGCCGUGCGUGAACGGGAACAGGACACAAAUUGGCUUUCAGCUGAGCAGGGGAUGUGCCUUGACGGCGGGGAGCUGGACGUACAGCCGACGCAGCCGAUUGCGGGAAGGAGUCGACAGGUGUCGCGCUUCCCGGAAGAAAAGAAUGGAAACAGCGAGGCGGAUGUCGGUCACUCGAGGCGCGAAGCAGAACAGGCAGCAGCCGACGGGGACAUAAGUGGAUUGCAGAUAACGUCAGACGUCGCUGGGGCAGUGAAGGCGAUCGGCACCCUCGACGGAAGAGAAGGCGGAGAAGGAUGCGAACUCGUCGCCGCGGUGAACCCCGCACUAGGGCAAGAGGAAGGCGAAAACGAGGAGACCGCAGACGACACAGUGAAACCCCGCACCCGCGAGACGCAUGGAGAAGGCGCCUGUGGCGCGUUGGUGUUCUCUGAGACAGCAUCUACCCUCGGUGUCGCUGCUCAGUCUCCGGCCUCGCCCCCCGGACAGGCUGGAACUCCGCCAAAUGAAGAAGGUGCUUUGUGUGUCCGUGUCCAGGACCAAGACGGCAGCGCAGCUGGCCGACUGUCUAGACGCCUCGCGGCGUUCACGGCGCGUGCAGCUCAGGAGACUCCCGUGCACGGUCAGGUCGCCGCCAGCGCGGAGGGCGCAGCAUUCGGCGAGCCUCCGCACGCCAUGUGUGUCGAGAGGCAAAUCGAUGGCUGUAGAGAGGGGGGAAGCGAGCAUGCACCUGCCGGUGAACGAGGCGGCCAGCGCAGAGAACAAGUGCUCGACACAUCUGUGGCUGUUCCAGGACCCGAGGGUGGCCCAGCGCGGUGUUCUGUUGCUGCCUUAGUGGUUGCUCCAACUUCUUCUCCGUCGCCGGCUGCAAACGAGCGAGAGCGCAACCGAGACGCGCGCGAGAAAAGUGGAGAUGCUCUGGGAGGAAGCGAAGGAGGCGAUGCGUGUUUGACGCGGCUCAGGGCUGGGGAAGGAGGAGCGCCGCCCUUGGCGAGAGCCGCGGCGACCGGUCGCCUCCAGGCGUUCGAUAAGCCACAACGCACACCUGAAACCGCGAGUACCCCCAGUGGUUCAGAGAAGGAACAGGAACAGGCGACGCUCCCCUCCAACCGUCGUCGGCUUCGCCCUGAAGACAGUCCCUCGCGAGCGGGGCGGGAGGGCGAGAAGCGCCUGCGUCGACUUGCGAGCCGAGACGGCUCUGCAGUCGCGGAACAGGUCGAUUCGGCAGCUUGCGUGCACGACGCAAAACCCAUCAAUCCAUCCAUCGCUCAGGCGUUCCACCCGAGCCGGAUUUCCUCGACGCUCAGAUGCGCAGAGCUGCAGACGCCGAGCAAACCGCGAUUGUGUGCUCGUGGAUUGACAAAGACGACGAGCAUGACUCCCGCUCGGUCCCCCGAAGAGGACUCGCCCCUCUUCGUGCCGGCGCCUUCUCCGCCGCCUCCGUCUGCUUCUCCGACGCCGUGUCGCCUCCGCCGGAGCGGGGUGUCUGGGGAGACAGAGACAGCUGUCUGUUUGCCGAGCUGCAGCGCAACCAGGAGCAAGCGCGUGUGGACGUGCCCGCCUCCGGACUGGGAGAUCGAGGCUGUCGGAGAGCAGACGGCCUCUACAGAAACGGAGCCGGGUCCGAAUCCAUCGGAGACAGCUCGGUCGUUCUUGCCUCUCGAGCCUGAAGCACCGAAUUCUUCGUGUGUCUCCGCGGCAGUGUCCUCGCCCUCUGCACCCCCGACCUCACCCCCAUCUGCCGCUGUCUCCUCUUCCCGUCCCUCGCUCGCAUCUUCCUCGCCCUCGCCAAUUGUUACGUGCGACGCCGCGGCUGCUUCCUCAGCGUCUCUGCCGUCGUCGCCCACGCUGGUUUGCGCUUCUUGGACCGACGACUUGCCCGCGGGUUCUGGUGUCGUUUCGACCGCCUCAGGUGUCCCUGCAGCUGCGCCUCCCCCGCCGCUGCUUGCGCGUGCCCGCAGCCCGGCGAGGGAGUUUUGCGCUCCUUCUUUGCUCUCGCCAUUUCUCGUCCGUUCACAGGUCGGCAGAGAUGGAACACGGAAACUCUGCGACGGGCGAGAAAUUGACGUUCCCGGCGCCGGAGGAAAGCGUUCGCUCCCAGGAUGUGGCGACCAGCCCUCAGCAACACCAACCGCAGUGCCGGAAAGAGAUUCAGAGAAACUCGCAGCGCGGGUAGACGGGACCGGGACGGCCGCGGAGUCUGCUGAGGCAGGGGCGACGCAGCGGCAAACAGACAGAACCACAGAAACAAAGGAACAAAGUGUUGGAGAUGCGGACGCGCCGGCGCGACCGGGGCUGUGUGCGCGCGAGUCAGUGAGUGCUUCUUCUGGGGCGUCUGCUUCAGAGGCUGCAUCCGCCGCGCGUCCACCUGCAUGUACAGACGACGCGAAACGCAGGCAGCAGGAAACCCGUUCUUCUGAUUCUGCCUCGGCAUUCGCCAUUGUCUCCCCUUCGCUCGCGGUUGGCCGUUCGUAUCCGUCGUGUGCUUCCUCACUCUCGUCUUGUUCCCCUCCUCUCUCUGUUGGCGCUUCUGCCUUUCGUUCUCUGGACAAGCAGUCUGGCGUCAGGGGCGUCGAUGCAACUCUGGGCGCGGCGAGCUGUGUACUCGCUUCCUCGGACGAAGGGAGCCGAGGAAAUGUGCGUCGAUUGGGGGACGCGUUCUCGGCAUCGAUGCUGCUUUCUGGAAGCGGAUCCACCGUGGAGGGGACGAGACCGAAUCCCGAGGAGGGCGCGGUCUCGCCUCUUGACGCACGAGACUUGCAAAGCGUUGAGCGCGUCGGCAGGGUGCAUGUAGGCGACAGGAUUGAAGUGUGCUGGCGGAUCGCCGGUGGAGACGAGGAGUCGGUUGCCGGGACGAGCGACCGAGGAAACGGUGAGACAGAUGCGUCAGGCGAGUGCACGGCGGGGUGCCGCGAGAAACAGCACAACGAAGCCUCGCUUCAAACCCCGACGGACGGGCGGCAACGCGCCGGGGAGACGGCUUCGAUUUCGGCCGGGACCGCAGGUGACGCGCAGGCGGAAGAGGCGUCUCGAGGCGUGGACAAAAUUGUUUGGUGGCCAGCGACAGUCGCCAUGCUGCCUGGACCGCGAACUGUCGGACGCGAAAGUGGUAGGCGAGUCAUGCUGCUGCGCUACGAGCGCUUCGAAGGCUUCCCGGAAGAGUCAGCACAAGUCAUCUUCAUUGGCCCGAGUCGCCUGCUUCACUUGGGGGCGCCGGAGCAACGCGCUCGUGAGACGCCUGGACUCGGCGCGCCAGCGACUGACGAGACGCUUGCGGCUCGGAGAGAUCCUCAGAGGAGACAAGUGAGGAAUCGAGAAACAGGGACGGAGGCGCUUACCUGUCCCGAGGCACGCGCCCCCGUUCUCAUCUUCAAACGCCCAGGAGAACUGCCACCGGAGGACUACGACUCUGACUCGGACGAUACUUCCUUUUCGAUCGCCGAAAUUCUCCAAGAGCAGGCGCGCUUGGAUCACGAGGAGGGCACAGCGGAAAUGCCGAGCGCGCUCCAUGUGCUUGACACCCAAUUCUCGUCGUUGCCCCUCCUCACGCAAAUGAAUGCAGCCGCAAGCUACCGUCAUUUCGCCGACCAGUUCUUGUCCGCAGUCCUUCACUGA